GAGACGACGUAGUGAGUGCGUGUCUUGUUGCGCUUUAUUUUGCCGCUUCGUCGUGAUACCGGGCGAUGCCAAACAACAAAAGCAUUUCGCAUGUGCUCGUGUUUUGAUGAAAUAAAUGGUGUUUAGUGUAUUGUAUUAAAUUUAUACGGUGAUGUUGAGAUAGAGUGGUGGAACAGCGGCGCCAUGGGCAAUUCGUGUAGCUCUGGGCAGGCUCAUAAGGAUAAGGAUAAUGUUUCGCAGCAGUCGGAAGAACCGAAUUGCUGCGCCCGCAGGUCCCCGCCGUACCGCGUCACGAAACCAUCGUUCGACGCGGCGGCGGAACCUGCGCAGGAGUUGCUAGAGCCCGCCCCAUCCUUUAAGGACAAGAAGCCGCAACUUAAAGGGCCUAGAGCACAGAUUGGAUCCAGCGUCUCUGAUUCCAUCUCACUAUCAUCACCGCAAGCGUGUGCGUCACCCCGCGAGGAGGUGGUGGGGGUCGGCCCUCCCAUGCCGGCCAACGUGUCGGCCCUCUCAGAGGAGCACAGGUCGUACCUUUUGGGCAAAAGCAAUGGCCAGCGGGCGAGAAAACGGAGGGCCAUGCUUAUAUAUGUAUGUGCGGCGGACUCGCAAGAUUGCUGUGCAGAAAAGGGUGCAUUACACUGCGGCGUAGCGGCGCGGCUACGCCUGCGCGCACGCAAGCGCGGCUGGCGCGUGCACGUAGCGGAUCUACAUUGGCGUUCACCCCUCGAACAGCAGCGGGACCAUCGCUUCCCCGUGCUUUGUAUAUCAGAGCUUGCGCGUCAAUCAGAACUGGGUGCAGUAGUACCGGUGUUGUUUUUAAACUCAAAUCUCGGCACCCCACUGCUACCUCAUACACUGGAGUGUGCGGAUUUCAAAGCAGCGUUGGAGGCUGCUGAUGAUGAGAACGAUAGGAGCUUAUUGAAUAAAUGGUACACGCUGGACAGCAGCACCACGCCGCCGUGCUACCGGCUGGUGCGCGGCGCGCCCGCCCGCUGGCGCCGCGAGAUGGCGCGCGCGCUCAACGUGCUCGUGCGCACGCUGCCGCAGGAGGCGUGCGACGCCUACCUCACCACCGUGCUCGAGCAGGAAGUACAACACACGGUGCUCAUGAGUUCCGAAACGGCUCGCCGCUGCGUGUGGGUGUGCCGCUCGGGCGUGGCGGACACUCCUCAAGGCUCUGAUGAGCAGUUGAGGGAAUUACAGAGGAGGCUGGCUAACUUGCAGAGGGAUCUGAAGCUGUACCUGAGCGAGCGCAACGUGAUCCGCGCGAGCGUGCGCGGGCGCGCGCACGGCGCCGGCGACGAGGAGUACACGGCCGGCGUGCGCGCCGCGCUCGCCGAGCGGCUCGACGCGCUGCUCGACGCGCUCGCGGCCGACGGCGACGCGCCCGCCGGCUACUGCGGCAUCCCCGCUGGUUUGUUCGAGGAAAUAUCGGAACAUUUGUUAUUCUGCCAGAAGGCUUCACAGUGCACAUCGAACCGAGAAAUCACUUUGAACGAAUUGAAAACCUAUGUACAAAGCGACAGUACAGUGCCGUUAGUGGUUCUGGGAGGUACGGGGUGUGGGAAGGCCACUCUACUAGCAAGAGCGGCUGCGCUUGCGCACACUUGGUUAGAUGAUUUGGCGCUGGUUGUUCGGUUCGUCGGGCUCACAUCGCAGUCUAGCAGUUCCCAUCAGCUGUUGAAGUCUAUAGUUGACCAGCUGCACGUGCUGCACACGGGCACCGUGUAUCGAGGGAAAAAUGAAGCGGGCUCACUAUCGAUAACCCUGCAUCGGCUACUGGACGCGUUGUCCCGCAGCCGGCCCGUGCUGGUGUGCGUGGGCGGGGCCGACGCGCUGCGCGGCGUGCGCUGGCUGCCCGAGCGCCUGCCCAACGGCGUCAAGAUGAUCGUCACGGUCACCGAGGAGAAAGACGAGCCAUCCAGCUCGGCGAUAAUGGCGGUGCUGUCGUCGGAGGACGGGCCGCGGGUGGUGCGCGCGCCGCCGGUGGGCGCGGAGGAGGCGGGCGCGGUGCUGGCCGCGUGCGCCGCCACGUACAGCCGCACGGGCGCCGCCUCGCCGCCCGACGCCGCCGUGCGCGCCGUGCGGAAGUGCACGCUGCCGCUCUACUGCAAGAUCUUAGCAUGGCAGAUAUCGCUAUCGGCCGAAACAUUCACCGAACAGACGGAGCCGGAAACGACGCCUGAGUUGGUUAUAUGCGAUGAGUUAGAAGCUCAGCUGGAGCAGAUACUCAUUGCAACUGAGGCAGCGUUAGGCGCUGAGAAAGUUAAGGCCUGCUUGUCUUUACUCACUGCGUCUAGACGCGGUCUAGAUGAUACCGAAAUACUGGAUAUGCUGGCACAUGAUGACCUGUUUAGAAGCGAAGAGACAUAUUUGCCGUGGGCGCCGGCGGCGCUGCUGUGGCCGCAAGUGAGCGCGCUGCUGGCGCCGUGGCUGCGCUGGGACGCGCGGGGCGCGGCGCGCUGGCGGGACGCCGCGCUCGCCGCCGCCGCCGCCGACCGCUACCUGGCCGACUGCGACGACGCGCGCCGCACGCUCGCCGACUACUACGAGGGAGUUUGGUACAACGACAAUGAUCCCAAAAUGUCAGGACGACUCAUUUCGCAAGAAAACAAAUUCUCCGAUGAAUGCUACAACACGAGAAAGUUAGACGAGCUUCCAUUCCAACACUAUCACUUGCUAAAAGAAGACCCAGAAGCGUUCGCCAAUAAGCCAUACUUCACAAAACUUGACUGGGUCCACGACAAACUGGCUGCAACGGACUGCGGACAUUUUUUAGAAGACAUAGGCCUCGUACAUAUCGACCCCUUGCCAGAGCACAUUGAAAUACUCAAAGAGGUCUUCGAGACUCACUCGUACGCGCUGGACUAUGACCACAGACAAUUCUACGGACUCCUCAGAGCUACCAUAGAGAGGCGUCAACGGGAGGGCAUAGACAUCCACAGUGAUAUAGUCCGAGAAUGGAUGAGACAAAUCUUCGACCCACCCGUGCCUACAUUUUAUCCCAUGAACGAGGACUUCUGGAAAGUUAUGGAAAAUAGGGAGAAACGCGAUUUCUCUAUGGUCGAAGGUUUUGAUACUAAGCCGUAUGAUUUGAUCGUUAGAUUUGAUACUAGGGGCAAAUUUAUUGCUACUGUCUCGACGGAGAGAGAAGAAAUUUGCGUUUGGGAUGUUACAAGAUGUAAGUUAGUGCGAAAGAUAGUAGGAGUAACGCAUCCUAUAAACUUAGUGCCAAUAGACGAGUACAGGUGUGUCGUGCUGUGCAGACGCGAGCUGAGAGUCUAUGAUCUAGACCAGGGUAAAUUCGUAGUAGCAUUGAAGGGUGUGAUGAACCAAAAAAUGCCCUACUACGGUCUGCACGACUCCAAGCAUUUAGUCGCUCUGUCUAGGAAUAGGAUGUAUGUGAAUCUUAUGAACAUUGAAACAGGUGAUUGUGUGACGACGUUCAAAGCGGGUGAAGAUAGAUUUUUAAAUUCGUUGUUGGUAUCGGGAGAUGGAAGAGUAUUGGUGUGUGGAGAUGAAACUCAGAAGCCAUUCCCAUUGUUAGUAUGGUCACUAACAUCUCGGAAACUAUUAUACGAUCUAAGGAUACCGCAUCAUGAUUUCGUUACCUCUAAAGCGGCUAUUACGUAUGAAGGUUCAUACGUAUGCGUGGUAUCCCGUGAGCUAGACGAGCCAAGUCCGAACUUCAUAGUGGUGUACGACCUACAAUCCGGGACCUUGUUCAAGAAGUGGAAACCAGGAUGUGAUACUGUGGCGUUGGCUAUCAGUUCCGUGGACGGGUGUGUGGUGUCGUCGCUCGCUGAUACCAGGAUAUUGGUGUGGGAUUUGGUGACGGGCAAUUGCCGGCUAUCGCUGAGCGGGCACGUGUCGGCGGCCACGCAGCUGCGGCUGGGCCGCUCGGGCGCGCUGCUGCUCUCCGCCGACCUGUCCGCCACCGACCUGUCCGUGCGCCUGUGGGACCUCGCCGCCGGCAAACUCAUAGCCGUGUACACGCCGCCCGAGCGCAUAACAUCCUGCGAGAUCCUGCUCGGCGGUUCCGUUCUCGCGUUGGCCAUGGAGAACUACAAAGAGAUAGUCUGCGUCAAACUCUACGGUCCCGGUGUGGACUCGGUCAAGCACGGCCGCGACCUGGAGUACGACGACGAGGGCUACGGCCGCGCGGAGUUCGAAGGGAAGACCUUCGAGGUCAAGGAGUCGACAUGAUCGCUGGCGAUCGACUCACGACACUUAGCAAUAAUCUGUGGCUGUUGAACGUGUGGAAUUGAGGGUGUGUUGAUUGGUGUGGGUUUUUUAUGGUUUUAUCAAGUGAUUUUUUUUUAAACUAAAUAUAUGUAUAUUUUUUUUAACCCAAGGGAAUUGUCAAAAAUUUGGAGAAACCCAACACCCAAUUUUUUUCUCAUAUGUCGCAUGUUAAUAAUGGUUAAAGUCAAAAAAUACUAUUGCAAAUAAUAACACAAGCAGAAAGAUAAAUAGCAAUAUUUUACAGCAAUUUGAAUGUAUUAUACAUUUAAUGGUUUCUCUUGAACCAUCGCAUUAAAAAAACCGUAUCAAAAUCCAUUGCGUAGUUUUAAAAAUCUAAGCAUACAUAGACGGGCAAAGAGCGGAAGCGAUUUGUUUCUUCUAUGUUGUGAUGAUUAAAAUGAAAUGAAUGAAUGAAAUUAAAUAUCCUUUAUUUGCAUACAUGAAACAAUAAAAUAAGAAAAAAAUAGAAUAUGACUUGCAAAGAAGGCUUUAUUGCUCAAUAGCAUUUUUAAAAAAUCAAGAAGACAGUGUACACAAUAAGAAGAGAAAAGACAUAAUAAUGAUUAUGAGAUGAAUUUUGAUUUUAAUGCGAAAAUGAUUCUAACUCGUGUUGUAACACAAACGUUAUUGUUAAUUAUUUUAUUUUAUUGGUCUUUUAUAGUCGAGUUCAUAGGAUUUUAUUCAGUUAUAUUUCAAUUUACAGUUAUAUUGUACAAUUGUGUUUUAUUGUUGAAUUCUUAUUUAUUAUAUUAAUAAGAAAAAAACACUUGAAAAUCUCACAUUUUCCACACAGCCUCAAUUCGCCAAUCAAUGGUUGAAAUGCAUUUUAUAUUUCAUUUGUGUAUUGGGUGCAGGUCACUGAUGUUAUUUGAAUUUGUAUAAUUGUGGCACAAACAACAACGUAUAAAGGAACAUUGUAAAUUCUACAUUCAUAAGAGUUUAUUUUAUUUGCAUAUUAUUUAUUGAUAAUUUUUUGUGUACCAAAAUAUAUCAAUAUAAAAAUAUUGUCACAAAUACUGGAGAUACCUAUUCAUAUGUAUAUGAAAAAAUAAUGUUACAGUGUCUUAUCUUUGAAAUCGCGGAAAAUUUUAUUAUCUUUUUAAAUUUCAAUCGUAUUUAUGCCGAAGCUAUUAAAAGUGAUGCUCGGAAUAUUAUUCUAAAGGUUACACUGAUGUUAUGGUAAUGAAACCCUUCAUGUCGAAGAUAAGUUGUUAUUAACUUAAAAAAAAACUAAAAGUGUAAUAUCCUUUAAAUAUCGGUAUAUGGGUGAAAUGUCACUUUGACACUACCAUCUUCAACGUAACUCCUCCCAUUUCCCAGCCAUUAAAAACAAAUUCUUUAUUCUGUUAAUCGUAUCAUUCUAAUUGAUUUAUUUUCUGUGAAUAUAAUUCUUUAAUAAAAAUUAAAAAGGCGACGUUAAGCAAACAUACUCUUACGUAUUGAGAGAGGAUUAUUUGUUGUUUUAAUAAAACUUUACAAUAUUUCUUCAUACGUUACGAAUAAAUAUACCGAAGUACAACUUACACAAACAUAAAUAUAUCCGCACAACCUCUAGUCAGCCAUUUGUGUUUCAAAAUUCUGUCGUAAAAAGAAAAAAAAUUGGGCAUUGCCACGGUUCACCGAAAUGCCGCGGUUUUGAAUUCCGCCUCUUGAUUUUUUUUUAUUCUUUCAGAAUAUCUCAUUGAUAAAGCAAAUCAAUGUUAUAAAAAUUUAAGAUAAGUACAUAACAAUUUCAAAUUCACGAUUUUUGGUAUCUUCAUUUUGAGGAUCUCGGUCUGUAUUGACGACAUUCUAUUAUGUUGAUAAAUCGAGUUAAAAAUAUCAAAUAUAUUUUUUAAGUAAUUUGGUAAGAAUAUAAUAAUCAUAUUUAUGGAAUGAUUAUUCUUAUAAUUUUUAUGGAUACUAGUUUAACAAGUAUGUUAUGAUUAUCUAUGUAUUAAAAUAGAUAUUACAACUACGUAUGUCUAUAUCUACUUUACUUUAUAACCACAGGUCAAACGUACCAAAUUAUUAUAUCUUUUUCUAUGAUCUAUGAAUUACUUAUAAAAGUGAGCUUUUUACGACAGAAUUUAACAAAGAACUUUUUAUUAUGUUUAAAAAUUCGAAAUGCCAUAAAUAGUUUUAAAUGUUUGCUCAAUUAAGUUUCAAGUGACGCAGGUUCGUUUAGCUAUUUUAUUAUACAUAAUAGAUAUUUAAAGUUAUUUUUUACAUAACGCAUCAAGUAUGCGAAGAAAGUUUGAAAAAUAAUUUACUAUUGUGUUUGUGACCUCCAUGUUGUUUUAUUCACUACAGCGUUUAUACUGCCACGUUUUCCUUACGAAUAAGAAAAAAAAUUGCCCAAAAAAAAAAUGGAACUUAAUGUUUGAUCUAUUACGCUUAUUAAUUACAUUAAUAUAGUAAUAAUUAUAAUAAAAACCUCUAUUUGUAAUGUUAAUGUUUAGGUGUAACUGUUAUAUUAGACAUUUUUCGGUGUUUUAACAUGUUUUGUGCACAUUGACAUGUUGUGUGAAAACUUUGAGAUCCAUUGAUAACUAUAUUUGAAGGUGGCAACACUGAAUGAUUUGGAAUAAAAAAUGUGUGUCGUUAGCGGAUCGCACAACUGUUUUACGAAUAAUUUACAUUAUAACUUUAAAUCAAUAAGAUGUUAUUGUUCAACGACAUCGCAAUAAGCAAAUUGUAAAAAAAAGGCGGGAAAAGUCACUAUUUUACAGACAUAUUUUAUUUUAUCGAUCAAUGGAUCUCAAACUCUUUACUAACAAGGUUCCCAAGGUUUUUAUUGUUACUUUGUUUUAAAAUAAAACAAUUAGUGCACAAAAGAAAGACAGAAGAUUCUUAAAUUAAAAGAUACAUCACAUGCUUUUUGUUACAUGCGUUUUUCGCGUUCGAGUCCUACUACAUUAAUAUAGUGUUAAAACUAUCUUACGAUUUGAAUAAUAACUGUAACUUAUUUCUAGAGUGCCCUAAUUCUUCUUCAAUACCUACGAAAAACUCAAAUAAUUACAACAUCCCAUAGGUUUUAUGAAAAUAACAUUGGAGUAAUGUCGAAGUAAAAAAUUGGAUGACUUGAAUCUACGUAGAGUUUUUAUUCAAUAUAAAUUUGAAAAAAUUCUAAGUUUGACCAUUGUGACCAUCACCAUGGUGCGGAGAAUAAAGCAGAUUCAAA
This is a messenger RNA of Zerene cesonia (dogface butterfly), 7408 nucleotides long. Its product is annotated as NACHT domain- and WD repeat-containing protein 1. NCBI's taxonomy places the organism in Eukaryota, Metazoa, Arthropoda, Insecta, Lepidoptera, Pieridae. The transcript has 24 exons. The record is from RefSeq and is a predicted model, not a curated record. Gene Ontology annotation, molecular function: protein binding. The coding region runs from base 184 to 4206 and encodes 1340 amino acids.